Molecule: messenger RNA, 3246 nt
Organism: Aspergillus eucalypticola CBS 122712
Lineage: Eukaryota; Fungi; Ascomycota; Eurotiomycetes; Eurotiales; Aspergillaceae
Exons: 8
Coding region: 1-3246 (1081 amino acids)
Biological process (GO): regulation of DNA-templated transcription; DNA-templated transcription
Molecular function (GO): DNA-binding transcription factor activity, RNA polymerase II-specific; zinc ion binding; DNA binding
Source: RefSeq, a predicted model, not a curated record
AUGUGGUCUUCGACGCCCCGUUUGAUUCUCGGCCUCUAUGGGUUAUUAUGUGCUGUUGGAUCGGCAAGCGCCGAUGUCGAUUUCAUGAGUGUGCGACCUGAUAUGGUCAAGGAUUACUCCGGAAAAGGGGGAGAACCGGGAGAGAAAUACUUCAGUAACUUCGCAGAUAAACCUCUCUCCGAGGCGGAGACUGUUCCGCAUCUGUCGGAACUCAUCCGGACCUAUCUCUCGACAAUGGCAGACCUUGGGGCUGAAACCUGGAUAAUGCAUGGAACUCUGCUGGCUUGGUGGUGGAACCAGAAGAUCUUUCCGUGGGACAACGAUCUCGACGUUCAAAUUUCCGAGCCGACCAUCCAUUUCCUUGCGGAUUACUACAACAUGACCGAGCACCACUUCGAGAUUUCAGGCGUUGACGGCGGCCGAACCUAUUUGCUGGAGAUCAACCCGAACUAUGUCGUCCGAUCGACCGAUGACAAGCUUAACGUAAUCGAUGCGCGGUGGAUAGACACAUCGUCUGGGCUGUUUAUCGAUAUUACGGCGGUACGCAAGGACGACGAGCGGAGGAAGAAUGAUCGCGAGCCUGGGGCGUUGAUGUGCAAGGACGGCCAUCGGUUUGAUGAAACUGAGAUCUUCCCACUGCGGAACAGUUACUUCGAAGAUGUUCCGGUCAAGAUCCCGUUCGAAUACGUUCGUCUACUAAAGAAAGAAUAUGGGUCGAAGUCGAUGACUGCUUCCGUGUUCCAAGGAUACCAUUUCAACCAACAGACUCAAGUAUGGGAUAAAAUGAGAAUUUACUCUUGUGACAUCCUUGCUGUUUUCUUCCACGCCAUGUCCACUUCGUCUAUGAUCUCACUCUCAGCCCCAUCGUCCCUCUCGCCCAGGAACGGGUCUGACGUUGUGCCUGGCCCGCAUAGCAGCCACGACACCCACGGCAUCCCUUCCCAUUCCACACAGGACCACAGCUUGCGCAGCUGCAUCACUUGCCGUCGGAGAAAAGUUCGCUGCAACAAGAAAACCCCUUGCUCCAACUGCGCCAAGGCCGGCAUCCAGUGUAUCUUUCCCCCACCAGGAAGGGCACCGCGCAAAGUUAAACGACCACAAGAUGCGGAGCUCCUGUCUCGCUUAAGGCGCCUCGAGGGCGUCAUUGAGCAUCUCAGCGAAAAGAAAGCGACCGGUGCUGCGGUGUCAUCUCCUGAUACGCCUUCCCCGCAGGUACAACAGCAUCCUCAAAAUCCACCCGCACCCCCGGCCAAUGCGCAGGCCUCGGUGCCUGAGGGUGAUGGUGAUGGCUGCCCGCUUCUUAUGGAUGCAGCCAAGCUGGAUCCUACUAGGCCGGUAGCGCCGCGGAAUAUUGAGCAUGAGUUUGGUCGAUUGGUUAUCGACGAGGGUCGAAGCCGUUAUAUCGAGGAGCUGCAAGAUAUUCUAGAUCCGUCGUCUUCGGACGAGGAAGACUAUCCGUCUCCUGAGACAUCGUCAAGCCAUUCGGACAACCAUGAUGGGUUUUUAUUCGGGUUCUACUCCGUUUCACACUCACUACACGAUUUCCUACCGCCGAGAUCCCAGAUUCCCUUCUUAUGGAAUACCUGGUUGGAAAAUGUGGCGCCCUUGAUACCAAUCGUUCAUAAAGCAAGCGCCAGGCAGCUAUUCACUACAGCUUCCCAAGAUCCAAACAGCUUGGAUAAGAAUUUUGAGGCGCUAUUCCUUGCAAUGUGCAUGGUCGCGGUUAUCAGCAUGUCGCCCAGCCAGUGUUCAGUUCACCUGGGAGAAGAGAGGGAUGUGCUUGUCAAGCGAUACCGGUUCGCAGUCGAGCAGGCGCUUUCCAAAGCGGAUCUCUUGAAUACUCAAAAUAUCACUCUCUUACAGGCUGUGGUCAUAUUCUUGAUAGGCAUUCGUCGAGAAGAUGACACCAAAUUUGUCUGGUCAAUGACAGCGCUUGUUCUUCGCCUUGCGCAAGGGCUGGGUCUCCAUCGUGACGGCACCAACUUCGGCCUGAAGCCUUAUGAAACGGAGAUGCGCCGACGACUGUGGUGGCACAUCUGUUUGUUAGACAUCCGGGCAGCAGAGGAUCACGGAUCUGAUGCGCAGAUUCAUGAGCGAUUGUACGAUACUCGACUGCCACUGAAUAUCAAUGACGAGGACAUCACGCCGGACAUGAAGGAGCCUCCUAAAGAGAGAGUAGGCUGGACUGAAAUGACAUUUUGCCUGAUUCGCUGCGACAUUACGGUUGCUGUGCGUCGAGUCAGCUACACUUGUCCUAACGCCCCUUUCAUUUCAGCAACCCGACAGCUCAACCCUGAUAACUGCUCCAAGGUGAUUCGGGCGAUCAACGACCGCAUUGAGGACCGAUAUAUAAAACACUGUGACAUGAAUAUUCCGAUUCAGUGGGUCUGCGCGACGAUUGGUCGCCUCAUCCUGACCAAACUCUGGCUUGUCAUUCAUCAUCCGAUGACCCGACCUGAACGGGGCUUAACGUUGAGCCACGCAAAUCGCGAGAGCUUGUUUGCUACUUCAGUGGAGGUGGCUGAGUUCCAGCGACUGCUGGAUGGCGACGUCAAGACGUACAAAUGGAGCUGGCUCUUUGCCACAAACAUGCAAUGGCAUGCCAUUGCCUUUGUGCUGUCAGAGCUUUGUGUCCGCCCGCUCAGUCCUCUUACCGACCGGGCAUGGAAAUGCGUGAGCACCCUAUAUACCGAGUGGAUCAAGAACAGCAAGCAGCGGAAAGGCAUGCUCUGGCGUCCGCUUUCCCGCUUGAUGAAGCGAGCAACCGCGUUCCGAGCCAAGCAAGAGGAGAUGCGCGCGCAGAUGAGUUCCGGCAUGAUUGCAGCUCACGAUGUCACUGCCCCGAAUUGCCCUGGAAUUUCUAUUAUACAGCCCCCAGUCCUGCCCCGAGCACUCGACUUCCAGGCUUCACCAACAAACCAAGAGAAUGAGCCCUUACAUGGUGUGCCCGAGAACGGCGGACUCGAUUUCGAUCUGCGCGACGGACCGGUUAGCGUGAUCAAGGAUCUAUUCCCCGACACGGAUUGGCUGAACCCUGCCACAGCUGCCAACAUACAGCAGGAGUGCUCGGGCGCGUCGAUAGACACGCUAGUGAGGCCGGCGGAGCCGAGCGAGACCCAGCAGGAGAUGCCUAAUGCGAAUCUAAACUGGGAAGAAUGGGAUCAGGUGAUGACUGAUUUCCAGAUGGACCUGCAAGCGUCCAAUACGCAAAAUCCUUUUGGCAAUGCCCUGGACUGGCUUGCUUGA